Messenger RNA from Puma concolor (puma), 1968 nucleotides. RefSeq names its product zinc finger protein 274 (gene ZNF274). Gene Ontology annotation, biological process: regulation of transcription by RNA polymerase II. Gene Ontology annotation, molecular function: RNA polymerase II cis-regulatory region sequence-specific DNA binding; DNA-binding transcription factor activity, RNA polymerase II-specific. The record is from RefSeq and is a predicted model, not a curated record. NCBI's taxonomy places the organism in Eukaryota, Metazoa, Chordata, Mammalia, Carnivora, Felidae. Gene Ontology annotation, cellular component: nucleus.
CUGCGCGCUGACGCAUUUCGCCGCGGGCCGACGGUCGCCAUUGUGCGCCGCGCACUGGGACUGCCCACUCCCACGAGGUACGUCGAGGAGAAGGAAGGUAUGGCCUCCGGGCUUCCGACGGCCUGGUUUCGUGAACCAGUGACCUUUGAAGAUGUGACCUUGGGUUUUACUUCAGACGAAUGGGGACUGCUGGACCUCGAAAAGAAGUCCCUGUACAGGGAGGUGAUGUUGGAGAACUACAGGAACCUGGUCUCAGUGGAACAUCAGCUUUCCAAGCCAGAUGUGGUAUCUCAGUUAGAGGAGGAGGAAGCGCUCUGGUCGGUGGAGAGAGGAAUUCCUCAAGACACCUUUUCAGAGUGUCCUGCAGCUCAGUUGGACCCUCAAGUGGAUCCUCUUCCUGCUGGGAAUCCCCUGAUGAAGAUCGAAGUCGUUGAAGUCCUCACACUGAACCAAGAGGUAGCUCGUCCCCGAAAUGCCCAGAUUCGGGCCCUCUAUGCUGAAGACGAGGGCCUAAGCCCAGAAGUACUUGGGGAGCCCACUCAACAGCUAGGCAAGCAUCCAGCUGACCCUGAGGCUGCACGCCAGAGGUUCCGGGGGUUCUGCUUCGAGGAGGUGGCAGGGCCCCGAGAGGCCCUGGCCCGGUUGCGUGAGCUGUGCCGCCAGUGGCUGCAGCCCGAGGCGCACUCCAAGGAGCAGAUGUUGGAGCUGCUGGUGCUGGAACAGUUCCUGGGUGCGCUGCCCAGGAAGCUCCAGAGGUGGGUGCAGUCACAGCACCCAGAGGACUGUCAGGAGGCAGUGGCCCUGGUGGAGGAUGUAACCUGGAUAUCUGAGGAGGAAGCAUUACCUGCCCAGGACCCCACCUGCUCUCUUGAGACCACAGCUCCUCAGGAAGAGAAGGAGGAGAACAUGACCACCUGGCCGGCAAAGGUGCCACCUGAGGAACCAGUGACCUUCCUCGAUGUGGCUGUGGACUUCAGCAAGGAAGAGUGGGGGCUGCUGGACCCGAUGCAGAGGACCGAGUACCACGACGUGAUGUUAGAAACCUUUGGACACCUGGUGUCUGUGGGGUGGGAGACUACACUGGAAAGUAAAGAGUUAACUCCAAAGUCUGACAUCCCUGAGGAAGAACCAGCCCCUGACCUAAAAAUGGAAGAAUUCUCAAGGGAUGACACCUGGUCCUCUACCUCAAGAGACAUCUUGCAGGGUGGGACCCAGGAAGUCUUGGACACAGCACUGAAGCAAGUGGAGCUCACUCAGGAAGAAACCCUCCCUCAGAAAAGCCCCCAGUCCCAGGCAAACACUGGCCUUGUCACGAGCCCUAUCUCACUCCAGAAAACUCUGCCCAGGAAACGCUUGCGCAAGCGUGGCUCGCGGGUUAAGAAGGUGACGCGUGGUCCAUGUGUAAAAAUUCAUCAGAAGGGCCACAAAGGGGAAAAAGCCAGAGAAAACAGUGGUUGUGGGAGAGCCUUCAGCCGGAGCACUCAGCAGAUUACGUUCACAAGAAUUCACAAAGGGAGCCAAGUUUGCCGAUGCAGUGAAUGUGGCAAAACGUUCCGGAAUCCAAGAUAUUUCUCUGUACAUAAAAAAAUCCACACAGGAGAGAAGCCCUACGUGUGUCAGGACUGCGGGAAGGCGUUUGUUCAGAGCUCCUCCCUCACACAACAUCAGAGAGUCCACACCGGAGAGAGGCCUUUCGAGUGUCACGAGUGUGGGCGGACCUUCAAUGACCGCUCGGCCAUCUCCCAGCACUUGCGGACUCACACCGGAGCCAAGCCCUACCAGUGUCAGGACUGUGGGAAAGCCUUCCGCCAGAGCUCCCAUCUCAUCCGGCACCAGAGAACGCACACGGGGGAGCGCCCCUACACGUGCAGCAAAUGUGGAAAGGCCUUCACCCAGAGCUCGCACCUCAUUGGGCAUCAGAAGACGCACAGUGGGGUGAAAUGCAAGAAGAAACAGCCUACCUCAUAG